Opisthorchis viverrini is the source of this 276-nucleotide messenger RNA. RefSeq lists its product as hypothetical. The annotation marks the transcript as partial. The transcript is spliced from 3 exons. NCBI's taxonomy places the organism in Eukaryota, Metazoa, Platyhelminthes, Trematoda, Opisthorchiida, Opisthorchiidae. The record is from RefSeq and is a predicted model, not a curated record.
AUGGUUUUGCGAGAGAAUCAGGUGGGUUCCAGGAGUACGGAUGAAACCAAUUUGGACUGCACGCAAAGUAUUCCGUUCCCUCCCCCUUCCAAAGAUACGCUAGCCCUGACAGUUAGCGCUGGAUGGCCAAUUCAACAGCCAAUUGAAGCCAGUGUUGGAACGUAUACACUGUUCGCAGCCACAGUGGAUCGGCUUGCUAUUCCAUCCGGAGUGGAGCACGAUUUGAGUGGACUCAACAGGCUUCAAGGUCCAAAAAUGUUCGAUGCGGUCGUGUGG